AUGCUAUCCUCGCCACUUGCCCCAAUAACAACGCUUCCUGGAGGGCAUGAUCCGGAAAACAGGGCUCGUCCGGAAGUAUACGACAGAGAGCCCUUGACAGUCGAUGAGCUUGUCCGGCACCGCGCAUCUUUACCACCAUCGCAGCAACCGGUGAUAUCAUACCCGCGGACUGGCAUUGACUAUGUGGACUACCCGCUGCAUCAACUCGAUGUCUUCGCGUUUCGAGUCGCCAAAGCCAUUGCUGACCGGGCCCCCCCGCGGACGACUUCAUCGGAAAAGCCAGCUGUCGUUGCGCUGCUGGGACCGUCUGAUCUUAACUACCUGGUCAUGCUUCUGGCUUUGACGAAGCUCGGCCAUGCAGGUUUGCUCCUCUCGACGAGGAUAUCCGUCGAUGCGUACGUGUCUCUGCUGGAAAAGACGCACGCGAAGCAUAUUUUCAUCCACAGCUCCUUCAGGGAGACUGCUGCAGAGAUCAAGCAGCGGAUUCCGAACUUAUUGGUCGAUGAGAUUCCGACGCAGGGGCACUAUGAUUACCCGAUUACCGAAGUCGUCGAUACGAAUCUCAUGCCGCAUUUGGAUCCUGAGGUUGAAUCGAAGCAUAUCGCAUGGAUUAUCCACUCGAGUGGCUCGACCGGGCUCCCCAAGCCUAUUUUCCAGACCCAGAGCGCUGUCAUCAGGAACUAUGCAGGCAACAUGAACAUGACCGGGUUCAUCACGCUGCCUUUGUACCAUAAUCAUGGACUCAGCUGUCUGUUCCGCGCAGUGCACUCGUGCAAGUCCUUGCGUCUGUACAAUGCGGAGUUGCCGCUCACGAAGCAGUAUCUGUUGGAUAUUAUGCGUUCGCACGAGUUUGAGAUCUUCUACGGAGUCCCCUAUGCACUGAAACUUCUCGCCGAAUCUAAGGAAGGCAUUGCUGUCCUGGCCAAGUUGAAAGCAGUCAUGUUCGGGGGUUCUGCUUGUCCCGAUUCGCUGGGAGAUCUCCUUGUUGAGAACGGAGUCAAUCUGAUCAGUCACUAUGGAACGACUGAAACGGGCCAAUUGAUGACCUCUUUUCGACCACCCGAAGACAAAGGAUGGGACUGGGUGCGGCCCUCAGAGCUGGUCAAGAAGUAUCUGGCGUUCGAGGAGCGUUCUCCUGGGAUUUUUGAGUUGAUCGUGCUCGACGGCUGGCCUUCAAAGGUUCUGUCCAACCGACCGGAUGGUUCUUACGCAACAAAGGACCUCUUCCUCAAACAUCCCACGAUAAAAGCGUACAAGUACUACGCUCGACUGGACGACACGAUUGUCCUCGUCAAUGGCGAAAAGGUCAAUCCGCUGGACAUGGAGGGUCGAGUCAGACAGCAUGAUGCGGUCUCUGAAGCCGUUGUCUUUGGAGCAGGAAAGGCUUGUAUCGGACUGGUGGUCAUUCGUGCGCCUGACACCGAAGCUGUAGCUGACGAGGAAUUCAUUGAAGGCAUCUGGCCUGCCGUGGCACGGGCAAACGAGACAAUGCCUGCGUUUGGCCAGCUUUCCAGGAACAUGGUUCGAAUACUCGCGUCCGAUACGCAAUACCCUCGGACGGAUAAGGGGACGGUCAUCAGGCAGGCUUUCUAUCGGGCCUUCAGCAAUGUGAUUGAGGAGGCAUACGAGGCAGAGGAUGCCUCGACCGGGACAUUGACUCUUUCAGAAGCCGAGUUGAAGGACUUUCUCAGAGAGCAGCUUCAGGGCUUGUUACCACUGAAAAACGGCCUGGCUUUGACCGACGACGCGGACUUCUUUGGCCUCGGGAUGGAUUCUUUGCAGGCUACGCAGUUGCGAUCUGUUCUUAUGAAGAAGCUAGACACAAAAGGGCAGAAGCUCGGAUUGAACGUUGCGUUCGAGCAUCCUACAAUCAAUGCAUUGGCUCGUUUUCUGAAUGGCUUAAGCUCUGGGGUCUCCGAAGGCAUCGUACCUGUCGAGGAGCAAAUGAGUGCCCUCAUCUCAAAGUACAGCCAGUUCGAGCAGCAUAGGCCUGUUCCGAAUGGGUUGAGCGGAAGAUAUAUUGUUGUCACGGGCGCCACUGGAUCCCUUGGAAGCCAUGUUGCCGCGCAUGUUUCCGCACUCGAAGACGUACAAAAGGUGUACUGCCUUGUCCGUGCCAGCUCAACAAUUGAGGCUUACGACCGCCUGCUCAAAUCGAUGCGAGCCCGAAAUGUCUACGCCGCCAUGUCCGAUAUUGCUCGCAGCAAGCUCGUCGCUCUCCCAUCUGAUCUCUCGCAACCCACUCUGGGCCUCGAAUCAUCAACGUUCUACACCUUGACCUCGCAAAUCACAGACGUCAUCCACUGCGCCUGGUCCGUCAACUUCAACAUGCAGCUAAGCAGCUUCGAAAGAGACAGCAUCGGCGGCCUCAAGAACCUGAUCGACCUAUGCCUUCAAGCCCAGCGACCCACGCCCGCCACCUUCAACUUUUGCUCAUCCGUCAGCGCCGCCGUCAACACAGAGGGCCCAAAAGUGCCCGAGGCCCUCCCCAAGAAACUCAGCUACGCCCAGGGCAUGGGCUACGCGCAGUCCAAGCUCGUCGGCGAGCACAUCUCCCUCCAGGCGGCGCAGCAGACCGGCCUCCGCGCGCGCGUCCUGCGCAUCGGCCAGGUAAUCGGCGACCAGCAGCACGGCAUCUGGAACGCAACAGAGGCCAUCCCCCUCAUGCUGCAGUGCGCAAAGACCAUCGGCGCCCUCCCGGCCCUCGACGAAUCCCCGCUCUGGCUGCCCGUCGACACCGUCGCAGGCACCGUCGUCGACAUCUCCCUCUCCCUCUCCGGCGACAAUUCCGCGGUAGAUCCCGGACAAGUCUUCAACAUCGUCAGCCCCCAUCCCUUCCACUGGACCCGGGAUCUCCUGCCGUUCCUCCACGCCGCGGGCCUCGAGUUCGAGGCACUCGAGCAGCGCGCCUGGGUCGCUCGUUUGAGACGGUCGAACCCUGACCCGGCCGUCAACCCGCCCAUCAAGCUUGUCGAUUUCUUCGUGAGCAAGUAUGACACUGACCGGCCUCGACGGUUGCUGAAUUGGCACACGGAGAAGGCGAGGGAGGUCUCGCACACGUUGGCGGAGUCGAAGCCGUUGAGUCAGGAGCUUGUGGCGAAGAUGGUGGAGUAUUUCCGGAAGGAAUGCUGGUGA
Messenger RNA from Aspergillus thermomutatus, 3135 nucleotides. Its product is annotated as putative NRPS-like enzyme. NCBI's taxonomy places the organism in Eukaryota, Fungi, Ascomycota, Eurotiomycetes, Eurotiales, Aspergillaceae. The record is from RefSeq and is a predicted model, not a curated record. Bases 1 to 3135 code for a protein of 1044 amino acids. The transcript has 3 exons. Gene Ontology annotation, molecular function: phosphopantetheine binding.